Messenger RNA from Closterium sp. Yama58-4, 531 nucleotides. NCBI's taxonomy places the organism in Eukaryota, Viridiplantae, Streptophyta, Zygnematophyceae, Desmidiales, Closteriaceae. The record is from the annotation of a GenBank genome assembly.
AUGAACACGCGGUCCUUUCCGCAGCCGCACUUGACCGCACUGCGCACCUCCGCGCCGCCGCCGCCCCCCGCUGCCCUGCCGCGGCUUUCCGCGCGCACAUUCCCUUCACAGGCGCGUGCAUGCGCGGUGAUAGCGGCGGCGGUGGCGGGGGGAGACGGACAGGCGCACGAUCGUACCGCCGCGGCUAGCCCCGCAGCUGGAGAGCGCGAGGGCGUGAGCGGCGGAGCAGCGGGGUUGAGCGCGGAGGCGGGGAGUGGGAGCGGCGAGACGAAGACGUGUCGCCGCUGCAGAGAGGCGUACGAUCCGCGUCGCAACCACGCACGCGCGUGCAGGUACCACCCUGCUUUGUUCACAGGGGGAGAGAGGGGCAAGGCCGUGGGGUUCACUAGAGCCAGCAGUCGCCCAGAGGACCAGCUGAGUGUGGUGCAUGGCACAGGUCUCCUCAGAUUCUGGGACUGCUGUGGCGCCAUGGAUGUUGAUGCGCCUGGAUGUACUUAUGGGCCUCAUGCGUCCUUUGAUGAAUUGGACUAA